UUUCGUAUCCUGUACCUGAUAGCUUCGCUUUAACGUUCUAUGGCUUCCUUGUUAUUUUUAUCCAUCCAGUCCUUACUGUUCUUUCGAUGGCAAUAGGAAAGUUCAUCAAAUUAACAUUCAGACCUUUAAUUUUAGGGAAAUGUGUAUACUUAAUCGUUCAAAUAUUAGCUGCGUUAGAUGCUGCUGACUUUUCCGUGUACAGUUUUUGUUUUUUUUUACAAAAUAUAACUAACCAGAAUAUUUCUUGGCAUCCAGGUCCGCGAGUAGCAUGGACCCAAUAUCUCAACGCAACUGACUGUGAGGCUCUAGGCGUUAUAGAAUGUUAUAAUGCCGUGGUGGAUCAAGUCAUUAAUAUUCUGUCAUAGGCCUUGUAGUGUGAUGUCACACUAUGUACUGUGUAUAUAUACUCAUCAGGC
Messenger RNA from Talaromyces proteolyticus, 416 nucleotides. RefSeq lists its product as uncharacterized. The transcript has a single exon. The record is from RefSeq and is a predicted model, not a curated record. Lineage: Eukaryota; Fungi; Ascomycota; Eurotiomycetes; Eurotiales; Trichocomaceae. Bases 87 to 365 code for a protein of 92 amino acids.